CUCUUCCUCUCCACAAACAGUUGAAGUACUAUAAAAAAUGUCAUUUAAUUUGAUUGAACCAUUAUUGUUCCCUCAUACUCAUUCCUAGUAUUAUUCUCUUCUUUGCACUUUUCUCUUAUGUCACUGCCAUUAAUUCCUAGCAAUUGAACCACAUAACACUCUCAUUUUUUAACUCUUACUCUCUUAGGUCACUGCAAUUAAUUCAAAGCAUUUAUUCUCUUGGAUUAUUUCACCAAAGAUAGCUCAUUUUUUUUUAUUUUUUUUUUUUAAUUUUAUUAUUAUUUCACCCUUAUAACUACUUUCUAAAGGUAUAUAUAUAUAAUAUAUAUUGAGGAAGAAGUUUGAGUGGUUCUUUAGAGAAUUAGAUGGCUGGUGGUGGGGGUGGUGGAAGAUCGUUGGAGGAAACGCCGACAUGGGCGGUUGCCGUAGUUUGUUUUGUAUUGGUUGCAAUUUCAAUUGUGAUUGAGCAUAUUAUCCACCUCAUUGGAAAGUGGUUGAAGUCUAAAAAUAAAAGUGCCUUGUAUGAAUCACUUGAAAAGAUCAAAGCAGAGCUUAUGCUGCUGGGAUUCAUAUCAUUGUUGCUAACAGUAGGACAAAGUCCAAUUUCCAACAUAUGUGUAUCAGAAAAAAUUGGAAAUUCAUGGCAUCCAUGUAGUAAGCAAAAAGAAGAAGAUGCAAUUAAAGGUGAAGAAAUUCCAGAUGACUCAUCAGAGCAACACCGCCGGAGACUUCUUGUGGAAGCUGCCGGUGGCGGCGUUCGGCGAAUGUUGGCUGCUGGUGGGGAGGACAAAUGUGCAGCCAAGGGAAAAGUACCAUUUGUGUCUGCUGAUGGCAUUCAUCAAUUACACAUUUUCAUAUUUGUGCUGGCUGUUUUUCACGUUCUCUACUGUAUAUCCACUUUGGCUUUGGGAAGAGCUAAGAUGAGAAGUUGGAAGUCGUGGGAAAAUGAAACCAAAACAGCUGAAUACCAAUUUGCUCACGAUCCUGAGAGGUUUCGGUUUACCAGAGAAACAUCAUUUGGUAGAAGGCACUUGAGCUUUUGGACCAAAAAUCCUGUCCUACUUUGGAUUGUUUGUUUCUUCAGGCAAUUCGUAAGAUCUGUCCCAAAAGUUGAUUACUUAACACUAAGGCAUGGAUUUAUCGCGGCGCAUUUGGCACCUCAAAGCCACCAAAAAUUCGAUUUCAGGAAUUACAUCAAACGAUCACUUGAAGAAGAUUUCAAAGUGGUCGUAGGAAUCAGCCCUCCAAUAUGGUUCCUCGCUGUGUUGUUCUUACUCUUCAAUACUCAUGGCUGGUAUUCCUAUCUCUGGCUACCAUUCAUCCCCUUGAUUGUGAUAUUGUUAGUAGGGACAAAGCUACAAGUGAUAAUAACAAAGAUGGGGCUAAGGAUUUCAGAAAGAGGAGAAGUAGUGAAGGGUGUACCUGUGGUUCAGCUAGGGGAUCACCUUUUUUGGUUCAACCGUCCUCGUCUCAUUCUUUUUCUCAUUAACUUUGUCCUAUUUCAGAAUGCUUUCCAAUUGGCCUUCUUUGCUUGGACUUGGUAUGAAUUCGGGUUGAAAUCUUGUUACCACGACCAUACUGAGGAUAUCGUCAUCAGAAUAACUAUGGGGGUUCUCAUUCAGAUUCUAUGCAGUUAUGUUACCCUUCCUCUUUAUGCCCUUGUAACACAGAUGGGAUCAAACAUGAAAUCAACCAUCUUCAAUGAAAGAAUAGCAACAGCAUUGAAGAAUUGGCACCACACAGCAAAGAAACAUGUUAAGGAUCAAAGCAAGCAUUCUAAUACAGCGACACCAAUGUCAAGUAGGCCAGGGACACCUUCUCAUCAUGCCAUGUCACCGGUGCAUUUAUUGCGUGGAGCUCACUACAGGAGUGAUAUGGGGAGCCCACAGAACUCGCCUCGUAGAUCUAACUACGAGGUUGAUCAUUGGGAGAUGAACGAGGUGGGCUCGCCUUCACCCUCCCCGUUUUACCAGGAGGCUCAUGAUGGCUCAUCGUCAUCCUACAUGCACAAAAUUCAACUUGGUCAGUUGGAACAUGACUCGUCAGAAGUUAUUGGACCUAGCUCGUCACAAGUGGUUCCUCUGCCACUACAAGAGGAUUGCGAACAACGUGAGAUUACUAUUGUUGGAUCAAGAGAGUUUUCAUUUGAGAAAAGAACGAGUAUAUAGAUGAUUUAACAGGCAUAUUCUAGAUUAUUUUAUUGAUUUACACUUGAUUUAAGAGAAUGACAUGUAAAUUUGAUCCUGAUUGAAGCAUUGUACAAUUUAUGCACGGUGUAAAUCUCUCAUGUAAUUAGGGGAUCUAGAAAUGGAUCUGAGAAUUCUGCUAAAUGCAAAUAAGGCAUUGAAUUUCGGUUUA
This is a messenger RNA of Lycium barbarum (goji berry), 2358 nucleotides long. RefSeq names its product MLO-like protein 6. The coding region runs from base 366 to 2168 and encodes 600 amino acids. Gene Ontology annotation, cellular component: membrane. The transcript has 15 exons. NCBI's taxonomy places the organism in Eukaryota, Viridiplantae, Streptophyta, Magnoliopsida, Solanales, Solanaceae. The record is from RefSeq and is a predicted model, not a curated record. Gene Ontology annotation, biological process: defense response.